GCUCAAAUGCUUGUAAACAAAUUAUAAAGUUCUUUAAUCGUUUCCUUUUCUAGAAAACUUCUUCUUAUUCUUCUUUUUUUCCACAUAGAUCUUCUUGAUCUACAAUGGAUUCUGUUUCUCUUUCUGAGGUUACUGCCAUUAGAAGAACACAUUUGGGUUUUAUGCACAGUUUCAGACAACCAUUUUCUGGUGUUCCAAUACCUCCAAAGUUCUGUUCCUCCAAAGUUGAUGGACCAAAGGCAACAUUGUCAAGCAAUACAAAGAGCCAAUCUGUUUAUGGACUAAACAUAGCUGAAACUUCAGAUUCAGGUUACAAGAUGAAUGGAGUAAACCUAAAAAGCAGAACACUGAACAGUUCUGUUAAAGAAAGAUUAUUACUUGAUGCUUAUGAUGAUCAGUAUAAUGGAGUAAUAGUUGAUCAUGGAAAAUUACCAUCAAACCCUUACGCUUUCGCCUCUAUGCUUCGAGCUUCUCUAUCCGAUUGGAGAAGAAAGGGAAAGAAAGGAGUUUGGUUAAAGUUACCUGUGGAACAAUCAGAAUUAGUCCCAAUAGCUAUAAAGGAAGGUUUUGAGUAUCAUCAUGCAGAGAAAGGAUAUGUGAUGUUAACAUAUUGGAUACCGGAGGAGGAACCUAGUAUGCUUCCUGCAAAUGCUUCACAUCAAGUUGGUGUUGGAGGUUUCGUAUUAAACCAACAUAAAGAGGUGCUUGUGGUACAAGAAAAGUAUUGUGCUCCAUCGAUUACAGGUCUAUGGAAGUUACCAACAGGGUUUAUUAAUGAAUCUGAAGAGAUUUUCUCUGGGGCUGUUAGAGAAGUCAAGGAGGAAACUGGGGUAGAUACAGAGUUCUCGGAGGUAAUAGCUUUCAGACAUGCUCACAACGUUGCAUUUGAGAAAUCUGAUCUGUUCUUCAUAUGUAUGUUGAGACCACUCUCUGAUAAGAUAAUCAUCGAUAGUUUUGAGAUCAAAGCCGCAAAGUGGAUGCCUUUGGAGGAAUUUGUGGAGCAACCGAUGAUAAGAGAAGACAAAAUGUUUAAGAGAGUGAUUGAAAUCUGCGAGGCGAGACUAAGGCAUCGGUACUGCGGUCUUUCUCCUCAUAGACUUGUCUCUACUUUUGAUGGCAAACCUUCUUCUCUCUAUUACAACGUUGUUGAUGAUGAUCAUGAUCCUUCCCACUCCAAUUAGGAGUAUUUACACAACCUGGAGAAAAAUCUUGAGGCUUUGGAGAUGAAGGUGGAAGCCCUAAAAGCAAUGAGAAAUGAGUUGUUGAAAAGGUUGUCCAAAGAAGAGGACAUAAUGCUACCUAAAGUCAAAAAUUGGAUUUCAAUUGCACAAGAAAUUGAAUCCAAGGCCAGUGGUCUCCUUCACAAGAGUAUCUCAGAACGAUAUAAGUUAUCCAAGUAUGAUGAUCUUUCCAAGGUUUCUGAAUCGACCCAUCAUUACAGCGAAGAUGUGCGCCUCACGUUGGAAGCAGUUGAAACUCACAACUCUAUGGGAGUUUUUAAAGUAUUGGUUGAUAGCACUCAUCAGCUUCAUGUAUGUGAAACUUAAAACUAAGACAGUCCAAAGCUUUUUACUUGUUUUAUGAUCAACAUUAUUUCUCAAGUUCUAAGCUAUUAAUGUAUUAAAUCAAAGCCGGAUCA
Molecule: messenger RNA, 1639 nt
Organism: Arabidopsis arenosa
Lineage: Eukaryota; Viridiplantae; Streptophyta; Magnoliopsida; Brassicales; Brassicaceae
Source: the annotation of a GenBank genome assembly